CUUUUUAUUAUUUGUUACAAACAAGUAAAAUAAAAUCAUUUGUAAUGGACGCUUCUUUCAUUUACAGUUCCUUGUUACAAACUUCUUGAACACAUAAGUAUUGGUUUUUCUUAAAGAGAUAAAGGUAUAAAUAGACUCUUUCCACUUCCCCUAUUUUUAAUCUUCUGUGUUGACAAUGUUACCACAGAUUAUAUCAAAAUGUUCACACCAAAAUGCCAAGGUCAGUGGUCAGCUGUGAUCAACAGUCUUCUCAAGCAUUUGGCUUUUUGGUUUACAUGUUUUGUUGCUGAGAACAUUGCAGGAGGGCUGGAAAGUUUUGUGGUGAGCUGUUCUUUCAUGGUUUGUUGUGGGCUUUACUGUAUUUUUACAAAGCAACAAACACUAGAAGAUGUUAAAUGUAGGUAUGCUAAGACAAACCGCAGUGCAACACACAGACAGGUGAGAGAUAAUAAGAUACAUUUUUUUUUCGGUUGUGUCAAUCAGGAAAUAGUUUGUUCUCGGCUGAUGUAAAAUCAGCCUAGAUGGCUUGUUAUUGUGGUAGCUGAUAUAUAGUGGCAGCCUUGUGAUGCUAAGACUCAGGGUGCAAAGAGAAGGGAGUCAAAAUGCAGGAGUCCCUCAUGGGAGGCCAGUGCUGCUACCUAAGUACUGCUGCCCAUUUUGCUUUCUGUGUCAGAAAUACUCAAAAUUGAGUUUGUCUGUGCGAGCUGGACUAACCUUCCAUCACUACUCCUACCCCACCCUCCUUUGCACCCUCCAUCGUAUCCUGGUGCAACUUAAAAUCCCUUCUAUCUACUUUCCUCUCCUCUGCUGUGCUAACCUCCCUCAAAUCUACUGCAAAAUACUCUGAUUUGAAAACAAAUGACACCACCAGUGUCACUCUUCUAGUCCUGUUUCCCUCUAUUGACUCUCUCUGUUCUCUAACUUCCAGAGAAGCACACCCCACCUUCACCCCAUGGUUGUGAGAUACACUCUGUACCAACAGUAGUCUAAAUGUUCUAGACAUGGCAGUUCAUAAGGAGCUCAUUGCAUUCUUUAAUUCUGCCAUUUCCUCAACAAAAACUACUCUCAUCCAGAAAAACAUGCAGUCUACAACCAACAAUCCCAAUGUACUUUUCACCAUUUUUCUUCCCUCAUAUGCCCUCCUCCUCGUCCUCCCUCCUACAACCUCAUCGCUGACUGUUUUGCCUUAUUCUUUAGACAAAGUUGAUUCCAUCACCAAUAUGCCAAUUUUCCCAACAAAGCCUUACUCUCUUCUUUUCAACCCUCCUCUGAAGGCAAAAUCUUAAACAUCCUGUUCUUACAUAGAGCCACCACCUCAUCCUUUGACCCCCUCUCUUGAAAGCCAUUUCACCAUAACUUGUUUAGUUUAUCUCCCUUUGUAUUAAUUCCAGGCCCUCUUCUGGUUGCUCCCCACUUGCGUUCAAAACUGACCAUAUUUCACCCACUAUUAAAGAAACUCUGAACCCAAAUUCAGUCCUGAAUUACAGGCCAGUUUCUCAUCUACCUAGAAUGAACAACCUGUAACCAGUUGGUAGUAUUCCUUGCCCUGAAGCAAAUUCUAAAUGCAGUAUUAUUAUUAAUACAUUCUAAAAUGUAUUUAUAUUAUAAAAUUGUAUUCAUAUACUUUUGAAUAGACAUUUCCUUGUAAGUGCAGUAAGAAAACAUAAUAGCUCAGUUACCAUUUGUAUAAUUUUGUGGGAAGGGAGGUUCUUUCAGCAUGAUUACUUAAAUUAAGAUAAGGUUUAAUAUGAUGUAUUUGCUUCACGAAAGAAAACUAUGUAACUGUGUAAAGUAAAAAGCAAUAAACUAUGUUAGAGCAAAGAUUAAGAUUGCCCUAUUAAAAUGCAUCCCAUCAGUAGGGAGGUGAGCGAGGCCCCAACAGGGAAAUUUGUUUUUACUCCAGUUUAAACAUUGCUCCUGAAACACUGGUACUCAUUCAACUUCCUAUGCAGACUGAGACCCAGUUCUCUCACCACCAGAAGGCUACACUGCAGGAAAGAUGAAGCCCAUUCUGUUUUGUGGGAUCUUCUUUAUCUGUUGCUCCCUCGAUCAAUUCAGUAAUGCCAGAGUGAUUCCAGAAGGCGUUCCAUAUGAUGAGCCACCUGUGGUGCCCUAUUGGCCCUACUCAACCUCUGACUUUUGGAGAUACGUGGAGUAUUUCCGCACCAUCGGGGCCUACAACCACAUCAAUGAGAUGGCCAGGGCUUUUUUUGCCCACCAGCAUCUUGGAGACCAUCUUGGCUAUGAGGUUCAUGGGGGCCAUGAACAUUAGAGCAAAUGGAAUCUAUAUGAAACUGAGUAAAAUAACAAAAAAUAUUAUUUGGAUAAUCUUAAACUUUCAGUGAUUAAUCAAAGUGCUUGGAGCUAGAAUAAUAUCAAUAAUGUAAUCGCAUUUGUAAGCUCUUACAAAAGUAGUACUAUCCUUACUUGUAUGCUAUGGUACACGGUUGUGCAGUUUAAAUAAAAGUUUGAAAGUAA
Molecule: messenger RNA, 2478 nt
Organism: Scleropages formosus (Asian bonytongue)
Lineage: Eukaryota; Metazoa; Chordata; Actinopteri; Osteoglossiformes; Osteoglossidae
Gene: otos
Product: otospiralin
Exons: 4
Coding region: 2000-2272 (90 amino acids)
Biological process (GO): sensory perception of sound
Source: RefSeq, a predicted model, not a curated record